AAAGAGUCUCUGUUCCAGAAAUUCUUUGAAAUUAGAAUGCAAAUUCCAAACUGGUACAUGUACGAUCUUUCAAAUAGUAUUAUCCAACUGUUCGAUCCUGGUUUGUUCUACUCCUACGGGAACCAGAUAUCAGUGAAUACUAACGAGGACGGCGUGUCCCGUGUGUUUUAUGGCAGAACGAUGAAACUUACCGGAUCCGAGACGAUUGUAACCAACUUUAGGAAUGAAUUAAUACCUUUUAUGAUGCUGAGUGCGAUUAAAAAUCAUGAUGGAGCGAUAACAUAUGUAGAGACAAAGAUUUCUUCAUUCAUUCAUCGUAGCAAUAUUGUAUCGCAUCUGAGAAACGAGAUCACGCUCCGUGACUUUGAGUUGCAAUAUCGAGCCGUUCAGUAUUCCAGUGAAGCACAUCCAACAGCUUGUGAAUUUCAUUUUGUUAUAUUUAAUGAAAAAAACUGGAUCUCGAAUAAACCAACAACAUUUGAGAAUACGUAUAUCAAACCAAGAUAUGAAGCGAGUUAUCGCGUAAGUGGAAGCCCGUCCAACUUUAUUAUGGGAUACAUGUUGCUGACAAGAACCGCGGGUAACAACAUAACUUUAGAUCAGUUGGACGAAGUGUCAAAUGUCAUUUUAAGAACAGUGUCUGAGAUUCCAAAUUUAUUCAAUACGGAAAAUAAAGAGCAAGAUGGACUAGUUGUACCUAUAGAGUUCGAUAAAGGUAGUACCGCAAUAAUCCUGAAGAGUAUUCCCGAAAACUUCAAACCAUUUGUUGAACCUGGAUUCCUACAAUUCCGAGCUUACAACAAAAAUGGAUAUCCAAACGCAAUGUGUCCGGGCGUGAAGGUGACAUCAAGCGACCCAGAAUAUGUCUGCAUUGGAGGAUUAUCGUCAGAAUUAGGAGAACACGGUCGAUGUGGAGAUUUUGCCGGUUGGGCUGGAAAUGGAAAAUACGUCAUCGAUGAUGAUGUACCGAGCGGACUUGCCCAUUCACAGAAGGACAUUUCCUCGGCCAUUCUGAUAUUCUAUCGCUGAAUUUUACCUAAACGCCCACUGACUAAAUGUAAGAGGACUGAUAGAUAAAGUUUCUUGUGAUGAUAUUAAGUGCGAAUACAGUAUAUACUAUUGAAUUGUUGUUAACAUUAUUUCAUCGAAAAUCAGCUCCCGAAGAAUUCUACAGCAAUUCCGACGAAAUGUAUUAAUUAAAUACAUAUCUUUUUUUAUCGAUGGAGAUUUUCAUAAAUGCAUAAUUAUAAUUAUAGUUAUACGCCGUUAUAGAUUUUAUAGUCUACUGUUUGUGAGUAGCUCUUGGUGUACCAAAAGCCCGCUCGUAACUUUGUCUAUAAAUCACCUCAUUGCGUACACGUUGCCCUCCUUGAAUUGUUUUAAAAAAAUGAAUAAAAAAAAAAUUUCAAGACAAUUUUUUGGGCAUAAAAUUGAACUUUGAAAAAUGUUUUUUUCGUUACUCGUUGCAAGGAAGUCGAGGUAA
Styela clava is the source of this 1483-nucleotide messenger RNA. RefSeq lists its product as uncharacterized. Lineage: Eukaryota; Metazoa; Chordata; Ascidiacea; Stolidobranchia; Styelidae. The record is from RefSeq and is a predicted model, not a curated record. Gene Ontology annotation, molecular function: oligosaccharide binding.